This is a messenger RNA of Mucor mucedo, 1131 nucleotides long. RefSeq lists its product as uncharacterized. Lineage: Eukaryota; Fungi; Mucoromycota; Mucoromycetes; Mucorales; Mucoraceae. The transcript has 2 exons. Bases 31 to 1038 code for a protein of 335 amino acids. The record is from RefSeq and is a predicted model, not a curated record.
AUUUUUUUCCCAUUUCUCCUCAGGCACACUAUGAUGCUCCUCAAACACCGUAUAAAUUUUCUGAAAAAGAGACCCCGUGUAGUUAAAAAGAAGACAGCCAUAUCUAUCAAAUGCAACACAAGGCAGCUUCCACUUGAAAUCCAAGAAAUUAUAUGUUUUAUGGUAUUGGGCGAAGAUAAUUCGAGUUCGUUUGCUUUAACAGCAAUGAGAGUAUGCAAGACAUGGGCAAGCUUAGUUUGUGAACGUAUGUAUAGACAGUAUCAGUUUCAAAACUACCUUCAAUUUAUUGGAUUUGUAAAUACAAUUUCUCUCGAAAAUCCAAUUCUUCCCUACAAUUUGUAUGUGAAAGAUAUUGACCUCGCACCAGUAAACAAAUAUGGUGUAGAUGUCCGAGUUCGGAAAUUGAUCAAGUACUGCCCAAACAUCGUUACCAUUACUCUUGGCCAUAUCACUAGCGUUAAAGCCGAUACACUUCAAUUGAUGGCUCGAUACUGCCGAACUGUGCAUACGCUUCAGAUGGGUGGAAUACAAAGCUUCCCAUUCAUGUUUGAUUGUGAUUUCUCAGGUAUGACAGGUUUACGGAACUUGUCUUUGACUACAACACCUUUGCAAACAUCAUCACUGCAAUCAUUACCAACCUCAAUUCGCCACUUACAGCUGGUCCAAAUGGAUUCGAUUCAACUUGCCGAACUUUCUGACUUUUUAGGCCGUCAUUCCAAGUUAAUCACGCUUUCAAUUCGCCGCUGCAAACACAUUACGAAUAACUUUGCGCAAUUGAUGGCGCAAUUGCCCCUUCUAAAAGAGCUUGAAGUGUAUGGCCCAGAAAUAAAUGACUCUGCUCUUAGAGGACUCUUUGAUAUACCCGCUGUUCUGCACACUUUAAGAAUCUGUCAUACCCAGAUCACAGAUUCCACCUUGGAUGCUUUGACCAAUGGCCGCCUUGUGAUACAUCAUUUGAACAUUUCCAACAAUGCCAAUGUUACAAAAAUUGGAAUCGAACAAUUGUUACGAACAAAGCAACUAAAAUUAAUUGCUUAAAGAUAUCAUGUCUGAACAAUGAGGACAAAAUUUUUAUCUGAUUGAAUUUUUAUACGAUAAUAAUAAAUUGAUUCUGUUUAUUAUACCCCUUUU